This is a messenger RNA of Carica papaya (papaya), 3755 nucleotides long. The record is from RefSeq and is a predicted model, not a curated record. Lineage: Eukaryota; Viridiplantae; Streptophyta; Magnoliopsida; Brassicales; Caricaceae.
UAUCAAUCCCUUGCAGAUUCAGCUGUUUGAAUACUUUCGAUCUUCUCAAUACUUUUCUUCAUCACAACAAUGGCUGCAUCCAUGGUUGGUGGAGCUUUCCUCUCAGCUUUCCUCCAGGUUCUGUUUGAUCGGAUGGCUUCCCGUGAGAUUUUAGACUUCUUUUGCUUCAGAAAACUCAACACUGAUUUGCUCAAGAAGUUGAAGCUCACUCUGCUUUCCAUUAAACCCGUGCUCGAUGAUGCUGAAGAGAAGCAGAUAACAGAUCCAGCAGUCAAAGAAUGGCUUGACGAACUCAAAGAUGCAGUCUACAUUGCAGAGGACCUUGUGGAUGAAAUCGCCUAUGAAUCUUCACGGUGCUUGUUGGAAGGUCAAGAUAAAGCAGAGUCAAGCCAGGUACGGAGUUCUCUUGCAUUUAUUCCAAGUUCAAUUGACAAGGAGAUAGAAUCACGUUUAGCAGACACAGUUGACACACUAGAAUAUAUUGCUAACCAGAAGGAUCUACUCCGUUUGAGAGAAGGUGUUGGUCGAAACCUAAUUACAAGUUUUCAAACGACUUCUCUGAUUGAUGAUUCUUAUGUAUUUGGUAGACGUGAGGAGAAGGAGGAAAUCAUUAACUCGUUGCUCUCUGAUGAUGCAAGCGAUAGCAAUAUAGGUGUGGUUGCUGUCAUGGGCAUGGGUGGUGUUGGCAAGACCACCCUGGCUCAGCUGGCAUAUAAUGAUUCUGCAGUGGAUAAUUUUUUUGACAUCAAAUCCUGGGUGUGUGUUUCACAACAAUUUGAUAUUUUUAGGAUUACUAAAACACUGCUUGAGAAAAUUUCUUCAGAGAAUUGGUAUACCAACGAUCUUGAUCAGCUUCAAACUGAACUGAAGAAGAAUUUGACAGGGAAGAAAUUUCUGAUUGUUCUUGAUGAUGUUUGGAAUUAGAAUUAUGUUAACUGGGAGUUCUUAAAGAAACCUUUCUCAUCUGGAGCUCGAGGAAGUAAGAUCAUUGUGACAACACGAAAUGAAGGUGUUGCAUCCAUGAUGAAAACUAUUCCAACUCACCAUCUAGAACAACUAUCAGACAGUGAUUCAUGGCUGUUGUUUGUGAAACAUGCCUUUGACAACAGAAAUUCACAAGCAUAUCCAAAUCUUGAAGCAGUUGGCAGGAAAAUUGUCAAGAAGUGCAAAGGCUUGCCUCUAGCUGUGAAGACAUUAGGUGGUCUACUGCGUUCCAAGCAAAGUCUCGAGGAAUGGAAUGAGAUUUUUGAAAGCAAUAUCUGGGAUUUUCCAGAUGAUAUAAGCAACAUUCUUCCAGCUCUUAGACUGAGCUAUCUUUUUCUCUCAUCGAAUCUAAAGCAGUGUUUUGCUUACUGUGCAAUAUUCCCCAAGGGCUACGAGUUCAAGGAGGAGGAAUUAAUAUUAAUGUGGAUGGCAGAAGAUCUUUUACAUCGGCCUAUAGGAAAGAAGAAGAUGGAAGAUAUAGGGGAUGAGUACUUCAAUCAUCUGACAUCGAGGUCCUUUUUUCAAAAAUCAACUCGAGAUAAAUCUCGAUUCAUUAUGCAUGACCUUAUUCAUGAUUUAGCCAAAUCUGUGUCAGGGGAAUUCAGUCAGAGUUGUGAGUGUGAACCCUCACAUAAAGUUGGCAGGAAGACUAGAUAUAAGUCUUUUUCGAGGGAAUAUCAUGAUAAUGAUAAGUUAGAGAAAUUUGAGACAUUUUACGAAGCCAAGUACUUACGCACCCUCCUUCCAUUUCCUUCACGGUUGUCUUAUGGCAGUUCUAUUGAGGUACCAAAUGAAUUGUCGCAGAAACUUCGGUACCUACGUGUUCUCUCUCUGUCUGGUUUUCACAUCAAAAAGUUGCCUGAUUCAGUUGGAAACCUGAAACAUCUACGAUAUUUUGACCUCUCCGGCGCUCUAAUUAAAAGUCUUCCCAACACAGUCUGUACUUUGUUCAACUUGCAGACAUUACUAUUGUUAAAUUGCGAACGCCUCGUAGAAUUGCCAGCUAACAUGGGAAGAUUAAUCAAUUUGCGUCAUCUCUAUAUUAGCAAAACUAAGUUGAAAAAGAUUCCUCUAGAAAUGAAUAAACUGAAAAAUCUCCGAACAUUAACUAAUUUUGUUUUGGGAUAUGAUGGUGGCUGUGGGAUGGGGUACCUAGGAGAUCUUCAGGAUCUCCAUGGAGAACUUACAAUUUCUGGGUUGCAGAACAUUGUCCAUGUGCAGGAUGCAUCAGUGGCCAAGUUAAAAGAUAAGAGAUACAUUAAGAAGCUCUCUCUGGAAUGGAGUGGUUGUACCAGCGAUUCACAAAUUGCUAGAGAGGUUCUGGACAAGCUUCAACCUCACGGAAAUCUGCAAGAACUUGUCCUUGCAGGGUAUGGGGGUACGAGAUUUCCAGAUUGGCUGGGACCUCAGUCAUUACCUAAUUUAGUAUCUCUUUCUCUGUUCAACUGUGAUUUUUGUGUUACCUUGCCACCACUUGGGGAACUACUUUACCUCAAAGAGCUCAGUAUCGAAGGAAUGAAGAGUGUGGUUGCUGUUGGCCCCGAGUUUCAUGGAAAUUGUUCUUUCGGAAUUCAGUCAUUUCAAUGCCUAGAAAUUUUGAAGUUUUCAAGGAUGAAAGGAUGGCAGGAUUGGUUCUUUCCUGAUGGAGAACAUGGUAAGGGUGUUUUCCUUCGUCUACGGGAGCUUCAUAUAAUGCGUUGUGACAACCUCGAAGGAGAUAUUCCUUUCUAUCUUCCAUUAUUGGAAAAACUUGAGAUUGUUGAAUGUCCGAAGUUUGGGCUUUCCCUUCUAACCACUCUAGCUACGUGUGAAUUUGAAAUAUUCCAGCAUGAGAAACUUCAGCGCCCAAUCAAUUGCUGCUACGAAUUCCUUACAAAUUUGAUAAUAAAUUGGAGUUUGAAGUCAUUUCCAUUUGACUUGUUUCCAAACCUUGGGUGUCUUGUACUCCGCAGUUGUAAAAAGCUUGAAUCCUUGACGUUUUCGAAGAGCGGCAGUUUCCGCGAACUUAAAUCGCUGACACAUAUAGAAGUAAACGAGUGCCCCAAUUUUGUUUCUUUUCCCGCUGGGGAAUUGCCUGCUCCCAACCUGAAAAAUCUUACUCUCAUCAACUGCAAUAAAUUGAAGUCAUUGCCCGAAAGAAUGCACAGCCUACUUCCAUGUCUUUCGGUUUUGUGGAUAUGGAAUUGUCCGGAUAUUUAUUCAUUUCCAGAAGGAGGCCUUCCCGUCAGUUUGUUUCACAUGAGGAUAAAUAAGUGUGACAAACUUUUUGAGCAGCGAAUGAAGUGGGGUUUGCAAAGGCUCACCCAUCUCCAGUUCUUGUCAAUCGGUUCUGAAAUUGAGGAUCUGGAGUCCUUUCCAGAUGAAGGACUGCUACCCUCCUGUCUAGAAUGUCUCAUUAUCUGCAAAUUUCCAAAACUGAGGAAACUGGAUGGCUUGGUGCUCAGGAAGCUCUCAUCUCUUGUACUAUUGCAUAUCGAGUGUUGCCCUGACAUUCAACGGUUGCCUGAAGAGGGGCUACCUACCUCUCUUCAAUAUUUACUUAUAGAGUCUUGCCCCAUUUUAGCAAAACUGUGCCAAAGAGAGGAUGGUGAAGACUGGCAAAAGAUUGCUCACUUACCUGAACUAGAUAUUAUUCGUUAAUAUUUUUGUGUGAUUAUAUAUUUCUUUAUGUUCAACAUGUAUUUACAGAGUAGCUUUUUAAGUCACAAAGCAUUUGACACAUUCGAUUAAAUAAACUAUUGGGUGUGAUAUUAUUUUGAUUUUCAUGUGAC